GACGUGUGCGCGUCGUGAGGGCGAGCGAUCAGCUGACGUUUCUUGGUGAACGCAGUGGAGGGAAGAGCUGAGGACGCUUUCUUAUUUAGAACCCUGCCGUAUCAGAGCAGAUUAUUUGAUAGGUGACGGUCCUGUCUCGUGAUUCGUCAUGGGGGAGCUGUUCCGCAGUGAGGAGAUGACCCUGGCCCAGCUGUUCCUCCAGUCGGAGGCUGCUUAUUGCUGCGUCAGUGAGCUGGGAGAACUGGGAAUGGUCCAGUUCCGAGAUCUCAACCCAGAUGUGAAUGUGUUCCAGCGCAAGUUUGUUAAUGAAGUGAGGAGAUGCGAAGAAAUGGACCGGAAGCUGAGAUUUGUGGAAAAGGAAAUUAAGAAAGCCAACAUACCGAUGCUAGAUACUGGGGAGAAUCCGGAGAUCCCCUUUCCGAGAGACAUGAUCGAUUUAGAGGCGACGUUCGAGAAACUGGAAAACGAGCUCAAGGAGAUCAACACGAACCAGGAGGCGUUGAAGAAGAACUUCCUGGAGCUCACAGAGCUGAAGCACAUCCUUCGAAGGACGCAGCAGUUCUUUGAUGAGAUGGCAGAUCCUGACCUUGAAGAGUCGUCUUCACUGAUGGAUCCGAACGAGGUGGGGAGACCUCCUCUUCGCCUGGGCUUCGUGGCUGGAGUGAUAAACCGGGAGCGGAUUCCUACCUUUGAGCGGAUGAUGUGGAGGGUGUGUCGAGGCAACGUGUUCCUGCGGCAGGCUGACAUCGAGGACCCCCUAGAGGACCCCACCACGGGAGACCAAGUCCACAAAUCAGUGUUCAUCAUCUUCUUUCAAGGAGACCAGCUGAAAAACAGAGUCAAGAAAAUAUGCGAAGGGUUCCGCGCCUCUCUGUAUCCUUGCCCUGAAAACCCCCAGGAGAGAAAGGAAAUGGCUGCAGGUGUCAGCGCCAGAAUUGACGACCUUCAGAUGGUCUUAAAUCAGACAGAGGAUCAUCGCCAGAGGGUCCUGCAAGCUGCUGCCAAGACCACCCGAGUGUGGUUUAUCAAAGUGAGGAAAAUGAAGGCCAUCUACCACACCCUGAACCUGUGCAACAUCGACGUCACUCAGAAGUGCCUGAUCGCUGAGGUCUGGUGCCCCGUGACAGACCUGGACUCCAUUCAGUUUGCUCUCCGCAGAGGCACUGAACGUAGUGGCUCCACGGUUCCUUCCAUCCUGAACAGAAUGCAGACCAAGCAGACGCCGCCAACGUACAACAAAACCAACAAGUUCACUGCCGGCUUUCAGAACAUAGUUGAUGCCUAUGGCAUUGGAACUUACAGGGAGAUGAACCCAGCUCCUUACACGAUCAUCACCUUCCCGUUCCUGUUCGCUGUGAUGUUUGGGGACUGCGGCCACGGCGUCCUGCUGACCUGUUUCGGAGUGUGGCUGGUGGUCCGGGAGAGCCGCAUCCUCUCGCAAAGAAGCGAUAACGAGAUGUUCAACACGAUCUUCAGCGGCCGCUACAUUAUCCUGCUGAUGGGGGUCUUCUCCAUUUACACGGGGCUCAUCUACAACGACUGCUUCUCCAAAUCACUCAACGUGUUCGGCUCGGGCUGGAGCGUUCGGCCCAUGUUCACGAAUAAAACCUGGACAAAUGAAAUUCUAAAAUCCAACCACUUGCUUCAGCUGGACCCUGCGCAGCGUGGAGUCUUUAAUGGACCAUAUCCCAUUGGAAUAGACCCGAUUUGGAAUAUCGCUACCAAUAAGCUGACGUUCCUGAACUCCUUCAAAAUGAAGAUGUCGGUUAUUCUGGGAAUUAUCCACAUGCUGUUUGGGGUAACCCUGAGUCUUUUUAAUCACAUCUAUUUCAAGAAACCCCUGAACAUCUACCUUGGUUUUAUUCCUGAAUUGAUUUUCAUGUCCACGCUGUUCGGGUACCUGGUCAUCCUUAUCAUUUACAAGUGGGGUGCCUACGAUGCUUUUACAUCAAAGGACGCGCCCAGCCUGCUCAUCCACUUCAUCAACAUGUUCCUGUUCAACUACAGAGAUCAGACCAACAAGAUGCUGUACUCUGGACAGGUCGGACUGCAGUGUUUCUUGGUGGUUGUGGCUUUGUUGUGUGUCCCGUGGAUGCUGGUGGUGAAACCGCUGUUGCUGAGACAUCAGUACCUCAAGAAAAAACGCCUUGGAACCCAUAACUUUGGAGGGAUCCGUGUGGGAAACGGGCCUACUGAAGAAGAUGCAGAGAUCAUUCAGCAUGAUCAGCUCUCCAUCUCCACACACUCGGAAGACGAGAGUGAUCCUUCUGAUGUUGAAGUGUUUGACUUUGCUGAUGCAGCCGUUCACCAGGCAAUCCACACCAUUGAGUACUGUCUGGGCUGCAUCUCCAACACCGCCUCCUACCUGCGGCUGUGGGCUCUCAGUCUGGCUCACGCACAGCUCUCCGAAGUGUUGUGGACAAUGGUCAUGAGCAUCGGCCUUCGCAUCAACAGCUACGCAGGCUUCUUAAUCCUGUUCUUCAUCUUCGCUGCCUUCGCCACCCUGACCGUCGCUAUCCUGCUAAUCAUGGAGGGCCUGUCUGCUUUCCUGCACGCCCUCCGUCUGCACUGGGUGGAGUUCCAGAAUAAAUUCUACACCGGCCAGGGCUUCAAGUUUGUUCCUUUCUCAUUCGAGACCAUUCUUGAUGGGAAGUUUGAAGACUAAAGUGUUCCCAGCCCUUCUGUGUUGUGAUGCUAUGCAAUGUGUUGUGAUGUGUGUUUGUGUAUCAUGCAGUAGCCGUCUCUUGACUGGGACAGCAUUUCUGUGCAACCAAGCAGUAACGCUGUGCCACACGCAGCCUGUAGUUCUCAAUACAAAUAGCUGUUUGUGUGUGGUGGAGUAAACUGGCAUUCUGUGAUGCCAACGGUGGAACUGCUGCAAUGCCAAUAUGGGUAUGUGUACAUUUGUUUAAGAGUAACCUUUUAUUUUUCACUGCAGUUACAUUGCACUAACUUACUAAAAUCAGCACUGAUUUCUAAAAAAACAAACCAGUAAAAAAGACUUUUGUGUCUGGGGAGAAAGGUGCCAAGCAAACUAGACUGGAUUAAUUUAGACAAGCCAUAGAGCCCUAACACGUUAAGCUUGACAUGGAGUUCUCUCUUCUUUUAAGGUAGCAUUAAAAAAAUUUUUUUUUUUUUUUUUUUAAUUACCUCCCUCAAAUGACUCCAAGUCCACGUGAGCCCUUAAUGAAAUAAUUGAAGUCUUUGUGAAUGAUUACGCUACACAGACCUGUGACCUACAGGUAAUAAUAAACUAGAAGCAGUACAUC
Messenger RNA from Polyodon spathula (Mississippi paddlefish), 3269 nucleotides. Its product is annotated as V-type proton ATPase 116 kDa subunit a1-like. Gene Ontology annotation, cellular component: vacuolar proton-transporting V-type ATPase, V0 domain; vacuolar proton-transporting V-type ATPase complex; plasma membrane. The transcript has 22 exons. Gene Ontology annotation, molecular function: ATPase binding; proton-transporting ATPase activity, rotational mechanism. Lineage: Eukaryota; Metazoa; Chordata; Actinopteri; Acipenseriformes; Polyodontidae. The record is from RefSeq and is a predicted model, not a curated record. Gene Ontology annotation, biological process: vacuolar acidification; proton transmembrane transport. The coding region runs from base 149 to 2665 and encodes 838 amino acids.